This is a messenger RNA of Balaenoptera ricei (Rice's whale), 4658 nucleotides long. It is a transcript of the gene GALNS, whose product is annotated as galactosamine (N-acetyl)-6-sulfatase. The transcript has 16 exons. Bases 1518 to 3056 code for a protein of 512 amino acids. Gene Ontology annotation, molecular function: N-acetylgalactosamine-6-sulfatase activity; arylsulfatase activity. Lineage: Eukaryota; Metazoa; Chordata; Mammalia; Artiodactyla; Balaenopteridae. The record is from RefSeq and is a predicted model, not a curated record.
GGUGCUGAGUGCCGCGGGGCUGAGGGUCACAGGCGCCCCGCAGCCCCCCAACAUCCUGCUCCUGCUCAUGGACGACGUCACCAGGGAGUACUGAGUAGAGUUCCCUGUGCUAUGUUCUCAUUAGUUAUGCCCAGAAGUCUUGAAGUUCCCACCGAGUAAAGGAAAGGCCGAGGCCAGGAAGAGGACCGUGGGCCCGGGUCCCCGGCUGCCUUGGCAGCGCGGGUGGGCGAUCACGUGGGAGAGGGGAGACAUCCUUCACACUCUGUGGGAGACCCUGCCCAGGGUGCCGUGGAGGAUGGUCUCAUCGAACCCGUGAUAGCCGUGCAAGGUAUUUCUUUCGCGCUUUAUGAUGAAAGUUGUCAAACACCCCGUGCAGCGGGAGGGGCGUCGCAGUGCACACCUGUCGCCCACCUGGACUCUGCCUGCUCCGUCUCACGUCUGUCCAUCGUCCGCCCCUGUGCGCGUGCUAACCCGCCUCACCACCUGGCUGGUUUUAUUUUGGCUCAACGCACGUAACACGAAUUCACCCUUUUAACAUUUUAAAGCGUGCAGUUCGGUGGUGUUUAGCACAUUCACCGGCUUGUGCAGCGCCCCCGUCCAGUAGCUGAGAACAUCCCACCCCUCGAAGAGAAACCCCUUUCUCACUGGCAGUCACUCUCCUCCCCCUCCCCCAGCUCCCGGCAACCACCCAUCUGCCUUGUCCCCGGGGACUUGCCUGUUCUGGACGUUUCACAUCCAUCGUACGCCCCGCGGCCUUUUCUGACCGGCUUCUCAGCAGCCUGUUUUCGCGAGUGUCAGCACCUCGUUCCUCUUCACGGCCGAGUACUGGUCCGUAGUGCGUGUAUCAGGUCCCUCGUGCCUAACAGAUGAUCACAGACUUGGUGCCUUGGAAUAGGAAUCUAUUCCCUCCAGUCGUGGAGGCCAGAGUCUGAAAUCAAGGGGUCGCAGGGCCAGUCUCUCCGGAGGCCCCGAGGGAGGGUCCUCCCUCCCCUCCAUCUCCUGGGGGCUCCUGUGCUCCUUGGCUUGUGGCCGCAACCCUCCAGUCUCUGCCUCCGUGGUGGAGGCCUGGCCUCUCCUCGUGUGUCUGUCUUGUCUCUGUGUCCCCUCUUCUCACACGGACCCCAGUCACUGGAUUUAGGGCUACCCUAGUCCAGUGUGAUCUCAUCUCGGCUAAUUACAUCCGUGUUUCCGAAUAUGGUUACGUUCUCCGGUUCUGAGUGGACAUAAACUGGGGAGGCUGCUGUUCACCCCGGUCCUGGAUGGAUAGACCACACUCUGUCUACUGUUGAUCAGCGAUGGACACAGGCUGUUUCUUCUGAGCAGUCGGGAGUCCUGCUGCUGUGGACAUUCGUGCGGCGCCUGGGUGCCGGCGGCCCAGUUCUCGGGGCAGCGAGCUCGGGAGGAACCGCGGGUCUCGGGGCCUCGCCGGGUUAGCUUCACGAGGCCUGGCCGCUGUUUUUAAAUGUGAAUUCACACCGCAGAGUAGGACGGCCUCCUCGUCUGUGCGGAAGGCAGAGAUGGGGUGGGGCGACCUCGGGGUGUACGGAGAACCUUCCAGAGAGACCCCGAAUUUGGACCGGAUGGCUGCGGAAGGGAUGCUCUUCCCGGACUUCUACGCGGCCAACCCCCUGUGCUCCCCUUCCAGGGCGGCUCUGCUUACCGGACGCCUGCCCAUCCGCAGUGGCUUCUACACCACCAACGGGCACGCCAGGAACGCCUACACGCCACAGGAGAUAGUGGGCGGCAUCCCGGACUCGGAGCUCCUGCUGCCGGAGCUGCUGAAGGAGGCCGGCUACACCAGCAAGAUCGUGGGCAAGUGGCAUCUGGGCCACAGGCCUCAGUUCCACCCCCUGAAGCACGGAUUCGAUGAGUGGUUUGGAUCCCCCAACUGUCACUUUGGACCUUACGACAACAAGGCCAGGCCCAACAUCCCUGUGUACCGGGACCGGGAGAUGGUUGGCAGAUUUUAUGAGGAAUUUCCAAUUAACCUGAAGACUGGAGAAGCCAACCUCACCCAGAUCUACCUGCAGGAAGCACUGGAUUUCAUUAAGAGGCAGCAGGCAGCUCACCGCCCCUUCUUUCUAUACUGGGCCAUCGACGCUACACACGCGCCUGUUUACGCCUCCAGGCCUUUCCUGGGCACCAGCCAGCGAGGGCGUUAUGGGGACGCCGUCCGGGAGAUUGACGACAGCGUCGGGAGGAUCCUGCACCUCCUCCGGGACCUGAGCAUCGCAGAGAACACCUUUGUUUUCUUCACGUCGGACAACGGCGCUGCCCUCAUUUCUGCGCCCAGACAAGGUGGCAGCAACGGGCCCUUUCUGUGUGGGAAGCAGACCACGUUUGAAGGUGGGAUGAGGGAGCCUGCGAUCGCCUGGUGGCCCGGGCACAUCCCUGCCGGCCAGGUGAGCCACCAGCUGGGCAACAUCAUGGACCUCUUCACCACCAGCCUGUCCCUCGCAGGCCUGGCGCCACCCAGGGACAGGGCCAUCGACGGCCUGGACCUCCUCCCCACCGUGCUCCAGGGCCGCCUGACAGACAGGCCGAUAUUCUAUUACCGUGGCAACACGCUGAUGGCGGUCACCCUCGGCCAGUACAAGGCCCACUUGUGGACCUGGACCAAUUCCUGGGAGGAGUUCAGACAGGGCGUGGAUUUCUGCCCCGGGCAGAACGUGUCAGGGGUCACCACCCACUCGCAGGAGGAGCACACUAAGCUCCCGCUGGUCUUCCACCUGGGACGAGACCCCGGGGAGAGGUACCCCCUCAGCAUUGCCAGCACCGAGUACCUGGACGCACUUCGCUGGAUCACCCCGGUCGUCCGGCAGCACCAGGAGGCCUUGGUCCCCGGCCAGCCCCAGCUUAAUGUGUGCAACCGGGCGGUCAUGGAGUGGCAAGGGGGUUGCUUGGCACCUCUGCAGGUGCAGGACGAGCCAAACCCACGUGGGAUGUGGGUGUUGAAAGGCUGGGCAGAUGGCCUGGGGUGCAGCAAGCCCACUGGCCACCUCCGAGCACAGCCUCCUCCAACUCCAUGGGGGCUCACCCACAAGUCCGUCCCAUAACUGGGGUGUCUGUGUGGCUCCCCGCUCCACAAAGAUGGGCGAUCUUCCGUCCCCGCGGCAGAAGCUCCGGCAGCACCCCAAAACCCGCAGAGCAAAGCCAGUAGCUUAGCCUGGCUUCCAGCCGUGAGUGUCCCCGCCCCACACACCCCAUUCCCCAGACCCGCCUGGCGGUUGUGAGCACGGCUAAGCACCUUGAGGCUGCGGGCGCGGCCGGGCCAGCGGAGCCGCUGCCUCGAGCCAGGAAGUGACUGUGAGCACUGCGGGGUGCGUGUGAUGGGUGCGUGUGACGACAGACGAGGCUCGGAUGUUGGAAGCAUUCCCUAGGGGUGAGGAGUGUCAGAGGGCGGGUGGCCUUGGGGGCGGCUGAGGGUCGUUGGCCAGGGCCAGCGGGGCAGCCUGGUCGCGGUCGUCCACAUCUGGGGCUCACAGGGGAAGACGUUUGGGGCGGGGGCCAGCAGGGCCUCCCCCUUCCCAUGGAAGGACGCCAGGCUGGCAUUCCAGCCUCUGGACUCAGCAGUGGAGCAGGAGGGCCCCCCUGGCUCAGGACCACUGCGGUCCCUCGGGUCCCAGGAGCCUGAGAGACCCCCGCCUGGGGAGGAGCCCCUGGUGCCCCCUGCAAACCCGUCUUGUCCUCUGUGACAUGGUGCUGUCCGCACCCCAACACGCCAUCUCCUGUCACACCUGCCCUGUGGGCCGAGUCUCCAGGUAGCAGCCGUUGCCUGGUGGCUCAGAGACCAAAGGGGUCUUAGUGACAGUAGGGGAGAUGGGGAGGGACUGACUUGACCGGGGUGCUGCCGCCACCUCCUGGUCGCGGCAGGAAUUGCCACGGCCCGGCCGACCCUGGAACAGGAGAAAGCAGGGACCCCCCGCCCCAAGUGAGCUGAGGACCCCGGAACAGCGUGGGUUGGCCUAAGACUCUGAAGCGAGCACUGCCACCAGAGAGGUGCACGGACUUAACAGUGUGUGGAUGCGUGUGGGCAUUUGUGUGUGUGUGCACACGCAAGCAUGCAAAGCCCUCCCCGGUCCCCGCACUCGGACCGGACCCCGCUCGUCCAGGCCCCGCUCGUCCAGGCCCCGCUCGUCCAGGCCAGCGGGUGAGGGCUCUGGGUAGCGACCUCUGCUCUUGGGACAAGAGCAGCCCAGGCAGCCCACCUCCCUAGAGCUUCAUCAGACACCCUCCCUGACCCCCCAGGCUCACAGGUUGGGUGCAGAAUCUGCUUUCUGCGUGCACCUGGCCCCUUUCUCUGCUCUGCCUCAGAGGUUGGGAACUGCUUCUUAUCUAAACCUGGCCCUGCCAGGCGGCCCGUGCAAUCAGAGGGCCACCUGAUGCUAUUCCGGGCGGGGGAGGGCUUUACCUGCGGUUCUCGCUGGCGCUGAUAUUCUGAUUCGGACUCAGGCCCCGGCAGGGGCGGGAGUAGGGGGAGUGCCCCCCCAGGGUGAUUAGGGGGAUGGUACACCUCCUGGGUGAGGGGACACGACAGAGCCACAAAGGCUCCCUCUCAGGGGCAUGAGUGUCCUGUUGUUGUUUUUUUCCUUGUCUUUUUUUUUAAAGGAACAUUUAUUUAUUUAUUUAUUUAUUUAUUUAUUUAUUUAUUUAUUUAU